Messenger RNA from Hypoxylon trugodes, 2145 nucleotides. RefSeq lists its product as uncharacterized. The coding region runs from base 1 to 2145 and encodes 714 amino acids. The record is from RefSeq and is a predicted model, not a curated record. The transcript is spliced from 4 exons. Lineage: Eukaryota; Fungi; Ascomycota; Sordariomycetes; Xylariales; Hypoxylaceae.
AUGGUUGGACGUCGACGUAGGGCGGCGUCAACCUCGACAGUCGCAACUAUAGACGAAUCUGCCAUACCAUAUUUCACAGAGGAAUCAAUACUAAAACCCGCCUCUGUCCGAGUGCACACCGACGAUUGGCCGUGCUUUCUCCUCGCCGAUGCGACCAUAUACCACCAAGACGGUACAUUAGCGAACCUAUUGCAUGUUGAUCUAGAAGGGCCGUUGAUUGUUCGUGGAAGACUCGAGAUAGAAAAAGACCAAGAAAGACACUUAGUGCAUAAGAAUCUGAAGGGCCACUCACCUUGGAUCCAAAUACAGAACAGCUUAUCAUUCUCGAUCGGCUUGAAGGAUGACGGACUACCAAUGCCAGUACUUUGGGCUAGCGGCCUAGCAGGCUGGUUCGAAAUCAUCCCUUCAGACGCAUAUCGAGAAAUAUGCGACAACAUGUACCAAGGCAUAUCUCUGCAUUAUGCUUUAUUGGAUGCAUUCGAAGCUGCUCUCGAAGAGCUUCAAGAGGAGCAAAAAAAGAAGGAAAAGAAGAUUAAGAAGACUAAAACAAUUGGCGAUGUCAAAUUUCGUGAAGAAAUCUUCCUUUUCAAAUAUGCUGUGACUGUCGGUGAUGGCGUUACUUUUCCGGAAGCACUACAACGAAUUAGCGAUCAUGCCAUAUUCCUACUUUCACAUUUCCCCAAGGACACCCGCUUCUAUCAGUGGAUGACUAAAAAGUUUCCUGACAUUUCAAAGAAACUUGCCGGAAAGGAUUCUAAUGAUCCUAAAAAUGCUUCAAAGGCGGAUUCCGGCCCCUUGACUGCAAAACCGUAUAAUCCCGCGGAUAAGUCUAAUUUUCUUGAGGUCGCCGAUAGUAGGGGUAAAACUUCAUCGCGAAACUCAGCACCGAAGACGCUGCGCAGCAGCGAAGCCUCCAGUCCGGGAGUGGUCAACGUGCCGAGCGACGACCGUAGGCAUGCUAAGCCUGGUAGGCCUAGGAAAAAGUCACAUCGUUCUGAUGUGGUGAUGCGCGAUGCCCCCCAGGUAUCCAUUGAAGACGACACGGCCCGGUUGAGCCCGCAGCAAAUCAAAGGACAUAAUACAGGAGCUCCUUCGGACGCCGGGUCUUCUCUAUCUGUUUUGCUCGAGGUCUUACUAGAUAUUCGUCGAGACAUAUCGGAACUAUUCGACCAAGGGAAGCAGAAGAAACACCCCGACGAAAUCAAUUAUAAAGGUUGGUGCAAUAAGCUCUAUCUUGAGUUGAGCAUUAAGAACCCUAAAGCGCUACCUGAGGUCUGUGAAUAUUUUGCGUCAGACCUUGUACAAUUACUCUCACCAGAGUGGCACAACAGCCAGUUCUACCAAUGGCUCAAAGAAAAUAUCAACACCAAGCCCAAGUUUGAAUUGAUCUCGGAGGAAGAUAUGAAGCAAAUCGUAAGACGGAAGAAGAAGGGUAAGGCCUCUCACGAAGACACCCACACGCCCACACAAGAACCAGAACCCACUACGAAAGUUGGGGAACAACAAGCGUCCGGUAGACGUCUCCCUAGAAGAGGUCGUCCUAGCGGCAAAGUAGCGGGACUACGUCUUUCUACCGGCGGCAAAAAGCGUCUACGUCACGAAACGUCUGACGCAGAUGAAAUGGACAUUGAUGAAGAUGGGAUAUAUAAGACAUCUAAGAAGUCGAAAUAUUUUGGAGACGAGCAGCUGGAUGAGCAUGACGAAGACGAGAAUGAUACAGACUCAUCUGCAGUCAGCGACGAUGAGGACGUCGAAAACGAAGGCGACGCUCAACUUGCCAGAGUAGUAAUCCGCGCCGAAAAACUACCAUCUACCACACCUACAGGUCCGGACCAGACAUGGACUUGCGAAGAACCUGAUUGUGGUUACGUUGUUCGAGCUGCCGACCAGGAAGAGGGUCAAGCCCUCAUUAAUCAACAUUUCGAGGCUCACGAGAAGGAUGCGCAAGAAGAGGCCGAACGAAAUGCGGCUAGUCAAUCCAAUCUUGAAGGUCUAGCUCUCCAAGAGUCACAAAGGGGGCAUCUCCCCAUUGAUCACCUCCUAGCAAAGAUUCGCAGCAUAGGAGAUAAAACACAAAAGCGUGGUGAGGUACGACUUAACGGCGAGAUCCUACCUCAGCCCAUUAAACGCGGUCUCCUAAUCUAG